Messenger RNA from Macaca mulatta (Rhesus monkey), 6071 nucleotides. It is a transcript of the gene SCML1, whose product is annotated as Scm polycomb group protein like 1. Gene Ontology annotation, molecular function: histone binding; chromatin binding. Gene Ontology annotation, cellular component: nucleus. Gene Ontology annotation, biological process: negative regulation of DNA-templated transcription. The record is from RefSeq and is a predicted model, not a curated record. NCBI's taxonomy places the organism in Eukaryota, Metazoa, Chordata, Mammalia, Primates, Cercopithecidae.
AAAAAAAAAAAAAAAAAAAAAAAGAAAAUGUUAUAAAAACUGGACCCAGAGAGUUUUUUUUAAUAAAUUCAACCCUUUAGAGCACAAAAAUUCUGGUGUGAUGUAAACUUUUUUAGAGUAUAGAAAGAGGUGAAAGCCUUCCCAGCUAAUUUUGCAGAGAAAUUUUGAUACCAAGUGUUAAUAAUGUAUCAAUACAAUACUGAUUCAUUAAUUGUGAGAAAUAUACCAUCUCACUAAUGUAAGAGCUUAGAAAUAGAGAUGCAAACAAUUUCUAAAUAAAAUACCAACAAAUUGAAUGUUGUUCUUUAUAGUCAGCUGGACCCCUCACCCCAAGAACAUUAAGAAAUGUAUUAAUAUGUUGCAUCAGUAGAUCUAAGGAGAAAAGUCACUUAGUCAUCUGAUGCCAAGAAGCUAUUUGGUACUAUUUAUUAUCUGUCCUGGUUUUAAAACUACAUGCAGGACCAGCAGGAUACUACCUUAGUUUAUUUUGGAACAUCUGGUUGACCCCAACAGCCCUCCUUAGUGGGAAGAAGUAGAGGAGGAUUUUCAAACAUGGAGACCUACUCAUUGUUUCUACCUCUAGGAAUUUAUCCCAUAGAACUACUUGCACAGGUGCAAGACUGUUCUGCAGUGUUCUUUAUAAGAGCAAAACUUUAGAAGUAACUUGAAUAUCUAUGAAUUGGGGGCUGUGUUUAAUAAAUCAUGGCAUAUUUACAAGAUAGAAUACGAAGAAGUCAUUACAGUAACUACAGUAGACCUAAAAGUAUUGGUUUGGAAAGACUCUUUCCACCACAGGUUAGUUUUGCCUGUUUUUGAGUUUAAUAUCAAUUGAGUCAUAUACUAUACUCUUUUGUGUCUGGCUGUUUUUAAACUCAAGGUUAUGGUUGUGAGAUUCGGCCUUGCUGUGUACAGCAGUAGUUGGUUUAUUCUCAUUGCUGUGAAGUUCCUUUGUAUGAAUAUACCACAAUUUAAUUACUGAUAGCUUGUAUAAGUUUUAUGGUCAGAAAACUCAGAUAGUUUAAAAAGUGAAAUUUGAUUGAAGUUACAGCUCCAAUUAGAGGUAUUUUAUAACUUGAUACUUCUAUGCAACAUUAGUCUGCAUUUAUCUAACUCGAGUUAGCUCUCCCAUCUUCUUUAUCCCCUUUUUAUUUCUCUCUUUUGGGUUCAUGGUCUCCACUACAGAAUGAAAGGGAAACAGGAAAGAGAUGAAACCUGAAUCCCUUAAUUGUGCCUCUCAUUACUGCUCUGGCUCAGGAAGAAUAAAGUGGGGUAGCUCUUUCAUUAAGGUACCCUUCCCAGUAACUGUGAUGCAGACAUUCAAAGCAAAUCUCUAGUACAAGAUAUAAUCUGAUACUGUUGCAGCCAAUGUUUUCUAGUUCCAUAGUUAAGUGGCUCAGAGCCAUAACCAAAUCUUCCUAAUUUUAGAUUGUUUGGCUUACCUUUCACAUCCAUUUAUUUAGGUUUAAUAUAAAAUUUAAUAAGGCAAUCCUAACUUGAAAGUUGAAAUGGACCUUAGAGAUCAUCUCAACUGGUGUUCGAAACCUGGUGGAUGAGGAGGUGGUGUCUCUCCUGGUCUGCCCAGCCUACAUAGUGGUGGGGACCCAAUCCAGAAUAGGCUCCUGGCUUACAUUUUGGAGGCAAUGCUUUCUCCUUAGUCAAGAGCCUUUUGGAGCUCCUUUACAAAAGCAGUUAGCCCUUGCUUGUUCAUUUGUUUGCCCUUCUCUUGUUCAUUUGUUUCCAGCAUUUACUCUGUAGGCUUUAAGUUACUAAGCAGUUACUUCACAGUUUGUAAUUGUGUUUGAUUUGAUUCUUAUUUCUAGUCAUGGGCAAUAUAGCCCUUCAGUUUUAAAAGAUUUAUUCUAAAUUGGCCAUGGAAGAAUUCUGGUUUUGUCACUCUCUAAAAUUCAACCCAAAGUCCAAUUCUAUUUGAGUUAGCAUUCUGAGAGUAUAUCCAUAUUAUUAAGGUAGUAAGUGUAUGAAGUAACUUUUUUAUGCGUUGCUUUUCAGGAGUAGAGGUUUACCACUCUUAGGUGACUAAGCAGUAUCACAAAUAAACCCUCCAGCAAGUUUAAAAAUAAUUAGGUCCAACUCAGAGGAAGUGGAGUUUCUCCUGUUGCACAAAAAUGAUGUCUAGCAGCUCCAGUGAAAUCGAUGUGGUUUGUAUUCAAAUUGAAAAUCUGUCUUUGUUCUUUUUAUUGUGCUAUACUUCUAUUCUAAAUUUAAUUUAAUUUUAUACAGUGAAAUGCAUAGAUCGUAAGUAAAUUUUUGUUAUGUAUUUUAACAGUAAUAUAUAAAGUUCUUGUGACAAUUUGUGUACAAGUUUCUUUGUGAACACACACUCAUGUUCCUUUUGGGUGAACAGACAGAAGUUGAAUUACUAGGUCAUGGAGUUCAUGUAAAUUUAACUCUGUGAGAAUCUGCCAUACAGUUUUUCAAAGUGGUUGUGCUGUUUUUACAUUUCUGUUAUAUUCUUCUGUCUUUCUUAAUCCUUCAAGUUGAAUCAGUAUGUAGAUUAUUAAACUAUAAAUAAUAUGGCUUAACAGAAAACAUCUUUUUUUGUUACAUAAGCACAUAGAUAUUAAUGCCACCUAAGUAGUCUAGGCAAUUCUCUUAACUACUAUCAGUCCUGAUGUUUUUCAAAAAUCUUUGGAGAUAAUGUUAACUGCCUACCAAGAGUCAUUUUUCUCUGACAUAACUAUGUAAAAGCACUUUGAAAAGCAUAAGGCACUAUACAAGGGUAAGAUAGUAUAUUUUUAAAAGUACUAAACUGUAACCCAAUUCCAUAUGUUUUUGUGAUUUCUAUCAUGUAUUUUGAAACAAAAACAUACAUAACUACCAAGUAUGUUUGUUAUAAAAUUAUUCCCAUAGUUCAUAAUUCAUUCUUAGAAUGAAGAGUUAUUAUACUGAAAUGUAAUGGUUAUUUACUCCUUACUUAUUUAUACCCUGCCUUAUUUUUUGAAGUUUUAAGGUACUUUAGAGAUUAAUUUAUCAAGAAAAGCAGGUGCUCAAAUAUUUUCUAUCUUGUCCACAGAGGGGCACUGUUGGGUUAUUUAGAAAUCAAAAACCAUGUAACAUUUAUUUCUUUGUUCAUGGUUAGAAAUACUUGCUUUUAAAGUAGUUCUGGUGCUAAAGGACUAGUCUUUCUACCAUGAAGCAUAUAAAGGGUUAAGCUCAGUGAAAACUGUUGUCUUAAGUGUAGUUGGGUUAAUGAGAACACAGUUCUGCAAAUACAUCUUUUCACGUAGUCAUAGUAUUUACAAUGAGCAAAGGUCCUUUGAUAUCAGAAAUAGGCCUUUGUAACCUCUUGAAAGUGAAAUUUAAACCCUCAACUUUUCUUUUAGUUCUGUCUUUCAUCUUUCCUUUUAAUUUGUUGAUAAAUCUUCCUCAGGUAAAAACAAGAAUACCUACUUAUGAUGAAGAUGACGACACUAUUCUUUAUGCAUAUGAAACAAAACCUGAUUUUGUCAAUAAAGAACCGAAUACUGUAUCUGAUGCAUCCUGUAAUACUGAAGAGCAACAGAAGACAGUUAAUGAUGUCCUUAUCCAUUGCCAGGUUAUAUAUGAUGCUAUGCAAAACCUGGAUAAGAAGAUUGAUGUGAUUCGUAGAAAGGUUUCAAAAAUCCAACGUUUCCGUGCAAGAUCCCUGUGGACAAACCGUAAGCGAUACGGAUACAAAAAUUAUUCUUACCAGCUUGCUAAAAAGCUGAAACGCCAGAAAAUGAAGAAAAAUGAGGUUCACGAGUCAUUCUCCUACCCUGAAAGUUAUAGCCCCACUUUGCCAGUGUCAAGGCGUGAGAAUAAUUCCCCGAGCAACCUUCCAAGGCCAUCCUUUCGCAUGGAAGAAUACCAGCGAGCUGAGCCGGAGGAGGACCCGAUCCUCAGCCGCACUCCGAGUCCAGUGCAUCCCUCAGAUUUCUCCGAGCAUAAUUAUCAGCCGUAUUAUGCAUCUGAUGGUGCAAUGCAUGGUUCUUCUUCAGGGCCCUGCCUUGGCAACCCUGGGGCUAACAGCAUCUACAACACUUACUCGACUGACCAUGCUUCUGCAGCACAACCUUCAGGUAUGCUGGCCCAGGGAGAGCCCAGUUUGGUACAUGCCCCUGAGAUGAUGAGUUACUCAGCUUUGAUGGAGAAUAGGUACACUGGAUCAUCUCUCUGCUUCCCUUCUGGUUUUGUUACAAGCUCACCAUUUGAAAAUGACCGUUAUAUAGAGGAAGGAAGCAUCACUAAGCACCCUUCAACCUGGUCGGUGGAAGCAGUGGUCCUAUUUCUAAAACAAACAGAUCCUCUUGCAUUAUGCCCUCUUGUCGACCUCUUCAGAAGCCAUGAAAUUGAUGGGAAGGCUCUGCUCCUACUCACGAGCGACGUGUUGCUGAAGCACUUGGGGGUGAAGCUGGGAACGGCUGUGAAGCUAUGCUACUACAUUGACCGACUUAAACAAGGAAAAUGCUUUGAAAAUUGAAAAAAUCCUUGUGCAAAUUUAGAUUGGGCCAACUUCUAGAGGUACCAAUGCCUUCUUAGUGUAGAAUCAUUUUUCUGCCCUUUAGUCGUUUUUGUUUUGUAGAAAGUAUCACUCAAAAUAUAUUAUAGCUAGAAUUGUAGAACUAUGUUAUAGUCCAGUCUACUUCUUUAAAAACCAUUUAACUGCUAGAUAGUAUUAGAAUAGUCCAAUAGGAAAUUCAUUCUUCAUAGGUCUUUAAACAUUACUUUUAUUAUAUUGUUUACAAAUAUAUUUCAUGCAAGCAACAGAAAAACAAAACCAAAAAGCAAAAAAAACCUUUGAUUCUGGUUCAUCUCGAUACAGAGAACCAAAACAGCUAAGAGAGGUAUUAUCAGGGGUUGACAACUUCUAUGAUUGAAUCUAUGGGAAUUAUUCCCCAGAAGAGAAUUUAAAGGUAUACCCAUAGAUAUCUCUUUCUGGAGUAUUUUAUCUGUCUGAUGUUGCGGUGUUCUACCAGUUUCCAGAAAGAGAAUAGCCAUAUAAAUUCUUUUCCUUUCUGCUAUUAUUUCUCUAUGUGUUUUAUUUAUUCAGAUUUAGAGAAAAAAAUAAGCUCAUAAACUUUUAUUAAGUGCUCCUAACAGUUUUAAGAUAAACUAUAAGAUAGAUAGAAUAGUUAUUUUAUGCAAGAAAUAUUGUACCGCAAGGGUGGUUUGGAUGAAGUCUGACUACUUUUUUUCAAACAAACUAUUAUAUUAAAACUUUCAUAUUUUGGCUAAGUUUGGACAUAUAACUACACUUACAUUGUUUGCAUCUCUCUAUGAAGAUACCUCUGUCCAAACUUUUAAAAGACAUAACUUUAUUUUAUGUGUUUAUUCUUUAUAUAGAUAGUAUUUUAUAUUUUAUUCUCACCUAAAGUAUACACACAAGUAAUCUUUUUUAAAAAAAUUUAAAAUGGCAUUUUGUAUUGCCACAGAGGUGGGAUGAGCCAUAUAUUAGUGAGAUGUUUUAUUUUGUAAAAUGUAAAUGGAUUAUUUGCCAUCACUAGUACCUCUCAACUUACUUUUUAGAGGACAAGAAACAAUCUGUAGAUUGGUUUCCAUACAGGGAAGUUCUCUGUCCUAUGCAAUGUUUCUAAUUAAUUUGCUUAAUUCUGAGCCAUUAAUCCUGCUACACUUUGAAUGAUACAUUAAUUCAGACUAAUCUUUGGAGGCUUUAUUUUGUAAGUUAGAACUUUCAAGGGAAACAUGUUCAACACUAUUAUUUUGUUACAAAUUUAUAACUUUGUUAUUACAUUGUAUAACAAAUACAAGGUUUAUAAGCUAUGAGAAUUGGUGCUAUCACCAUUAGCUAUUCGUUAUAAAUGUCAAGAAAAUGUUCACCAGGUGCAAGAAUGUACCUUUUCUUUUUAGAAAGCCAGAUGUACUUUAGACAUGAAUGCAACUAUUUAAAGAAUAGCUUCAUCUAUGUUAUUCCUUAUAUGUCAAAAGAUUCUUACUUAAACUUGGUCUUCUUUCAAAUUGUUUGUAUGAAGAUGCUGUACCCACUUGAACAGUCCUCAGGUGUUUACAUAAAUACUAUGUUUUACAGUUUUCAUAUUUUAAAAUAUUAAUAAAAUUAAAUCACAGUAGUUCAU